Messenger RNA from Oppiella nova, 456 nucleotides. NCBI's taxonomy places the organism in Eukaryota, Metazoa, Arthropoda, Arachnida, Sarcoptiformes, Oppiidae. The record is from the annotation of a GenBank genome assembly.
AAAUUCAGUCACAAAACUUAAUAGUUAUAUAAUUGGGAGCACAACUGGGAGUAAAUUGGUAUGCAGGCCAUUAAGUGUGUUGUGGUUGGGGACGGAGCUGUGGGUAAGACAUGUCUUCUGAUCAGUUACACCACGAAUGCCUUUCCCGGGGAAUAUAUACCAACAGUGUUUGAUGGCUAUUCGGCCAAUGUUAUGGUCGAUGGGAAGUCUAUCAAUCUGGGACUUUGGGAUACGGCUGGUCAGGAGGACUAUGACAGAUUGAGACCCCUUUCCUAUCCACAGACGGAUGUCUUCCUAAUCUGCUUCUCACUCGUAAAUCCGGCCUCUUUUGAAAACGUGAGGUCAAAGUGGUAUCCGGAGGUGAGUCACCACUGCUCGCAGACACCAAUCAUUUUGGUCGGAACUAAACUGGAUCUGAGAGACGAUCAGAAGACGAUCGACAAACUGAAGGACAGG